Messenger RNA from Pseudophryne corroboree (corroboree frog), 1627 nucleotides. RefSeq names its product retinol dehydrogenase 8-like. Gene Ontology annotation, biological process: estrogen biosynthetic process. Gene Ontology annotation, molecular function: estradiol 17-beta-dehydrogenase [NAD(P)+] activity. Bases 70 to 1020 code for a protein of 316 amino acids. Lineage: Eukaryota; Metazoa; Chordata; Amphibia; Anura; Myobatrachidae. The transcript is spliced from 6 exons. Gene Ontology annotation, cellular component: cytosol; cytoplasm. The record is from RefSeq and is a predicted model, not a curated record.
GCCCAGAAAUAUACUUUACUUGCCUCUGUGAGUUCACGUCUGGCAUUUCUUACACAGAGUGGCCCAGUGAUGGCUCUAAAGAACGUUCUCAUUACAGGAUGUUCAUCGGGAAUUGGUUUGUCCAUUGCAGCAAAACUGGCCAAGGACGAGCAGAGGAGAUUCAAAGUUUAUGCAACAAUGAGAAAUUUGGGGAAGAAGGACGACCUGGUAAAAGCUACAGAAGAAUAUGUGGGGAAAACUCUGGAGAUUAAACAGCUGGAUGUGUGCAGUGAAGAGUCCAUCAGAGACUGUGUCAAUAGCAUUCCAGACCGCCAAGUAGAUAUUUUAGUUAGUAAUGCAGGAAUUGGACUUAUUGGUCCCAUUGAAUGCCAAAGCAUAGAAGAAAUGAAAUCUGUGAUGGAUACAAAUUUCUUUGGACUGGUCAGACUACUGAAGGAAAUAUUACCAGACAUGAAGAGGAGGAAGAAAGGACAUAUAGUAAUAAUCAGCAGUGUCAUGGGAAUACAAGGUAUUCUGUUUAAUGACAUAUAUGCAGCCUCCAAGUUUGCUGUUGAAGGAUUCUGUGAAAGUCUUGCAAUACAGGCUCUGAAAUUCAAACUGCAGUUAAGCCUCAUUGAACCUGGUCCAGUCAUCACAGAGUUUGAAAAGAAGGUUUUUGAAGAUGGAAUGAAAAUGGACCUUUCUGCUGCAGAUAAGGAAACUGCUGAAAUGUUCACCAAUGUCUAUCUUAAAAACUAUAAAUCGAUCUUCCAAAGCCUUGGCCAGACAGCAGAAGAUGUGGCAGAGCACACGCUAAAGAUUAUAUUGUCCGAGAACCCACCAUUCCGUCACCAGACAAACACCCUCUACACCCCGAUGACAACAUUAAAGUAUGCUGAUCCUAAUGGUGACCUGCCCAUUGACACCUUCUACAAGAUGGUCUUUCAGCAUGACAAAAUUUUCAAUGCAAGCCUUAAUUUCAUUAAGCUAUUGAGGUGGAGGAGUAAAUCGAGUUUUGACCUUGGGAAACCACUGCCCUAAGAACCACUAUUUGCGCUUACUUUAUAUUUCUGGAUCACUUUCUAUGCAAAAAGUAUUUUAAGUUCACCAGUGCUGGUAUAGGAAUUACACUAAUUGUCCUAGCAUUAUUCCUGUUAUUUUGAUCCCUUUGUAGUAGAGAUGUAGAAUGUUAUCCGUUAUCCCCUAGUAUAAUACAGUGGGCAGUAUACUUUCCUUGUUAUGAAGAUUGCACCCGACACUCAACACCUUCUAGUCACUUUUAUAUCCCCAGCACACUGGCUGAGAGAUUGGCUGACAGGAGAAGUCCAAAGAGCAUGUUAUAAUGUUCUGCGAUAUCUUUCAGUCUACAGAGACCAUUUAUGGUGGCCACAUAAAAUGAUUAUACUGUACUCCCUCCUGUGACCAGGCAGUGCUAGUGGCUGGAUAAUGUAUAUGUGAUUGGAUGUACUGAAAGAUGUACCUUUUUCUAAAGUUAAGGAAUGAAAAGGAUUAGAGGGGACACUAUGUAGGUAAAACAUGUCCCAUUCUGUUUAUUUAGCACACAGUAACAACUUUCGUAUUUGUUUGAUUAAAGGGCCUAAUUCAGAGUUGAUCGCAGCAGCAGAUAUGUUAGCAGUAGGGCAAAACC